GAGGGGAUGCCCCGGCGCUCUGCCGCUGUCGCUGCAGCAGAAACAUGGGACUACGACAGUCAGCAGAAAGGUAAGCAACGCAGAUCUGCCAAUUCGACACUCCUGCACUCGCAUCCUGGUUUUCUCCUCCCUCGUGUGAUCUGUCACUCACUGCAGAUUUCCUCAGCAAGCUGUAUGCGCAGAGUCAGGACGGCCCCUCUGCUCGCAGACUGGCGCUCCUGGCCGUCUGGCGCAAAAGGCGAUGGUUCGUGGUCGUGUGGCUGGCGUGCGUGGCGGUGUUGAUGUGGCGGCUGGUGGUGUACAUACUGGGUGCACUGUAUGCUGUGGAUGAGCCGUUUGUGCCCCGCAAUGUGACGGACGUCGAGUUUGAGCCGUCGCGGGUGGGAUUCUUCGCCAUACCCAGAUGGGAGCUCCCCGGUGUCGGUAAUAAAGUGGAGGGAGCAGAGACCAACGGCAGCGGGUUUGAUUUGCAGAUCUGCUGCUUUCGUAUGCGUCUGGAUAUGUUUCAGGCGGCCCCGCGGCGCCCGAUCUCUGGAGCGGUGCCUUCUUUCGGAAUGCAUCAUCACCACAGGGCCGUCGGCUGUCCGCCUUUGAUGACCAGGCUGCCGACACAUCCAACACAUCCGUCCCCCUCCCUCCCGCUCCCGCCCAUCCGCUGCCCACCAACAAAUGGUGGUCCAACCUCAUCAUGCCCCCCGGACAUGGCGACAAACACGGCGUCAACCAGGCGCCAUAUCUGGUGCGUGUGGUGGCCGAUGUCCAUCGGAUCGGGCUGCACGUCCACGCCCCAUACAGCGUGACCUACCAGGGGGGCGAUGGCGACUUUGUCAACACGGUGGAGGCAUACUCGACGCCAUUUGGGCCGGACGCCAUGGGAUGGUUCGUGGGCAUAUCGAUCCCCGUUCGCUCGGCGUAUCGGCAUCUGGUGGAGGACUUCGACGAGCUGUCGGUGACCAAGGUGUUUCACUAUGCCGACAGAGUGUCGAAGCGGGGGAGAUUUAAGACUCUCCGCAGCUGGCUGGUCCGCGGCAGCCCUUUCAUGACCCUAGAGUGGCCCCAGGACCAUUUCGAGGCGAGACCUGUGUACAGAAACCGCAAUGCCAACCUACCCAACACCAUCCUAUGGUGAGAUCAGAUCAGAUCGUGGAUGGGGUGGGGGACGGAUCAAUGGGAUCAAUGGAUGGGGAGUCUCCGUGGAGGGGUGUCUGUGUGUGAAGGUUUGGCACCCCUGGCGAGCAGUACAACUGCACGGAAGACACAUUCGCCAACCAAACACCGGUCAGUUCUAAGGGAUUGAUCAGCGGCUGGGGAGCUUGGUCCGUCCAUAAGCCGCGCGUGUCUGAUGUCUGUCGUUGAUGUGGAUGUGUGCAGGUUGAGUCUGACCUCUUCUACAUCCAGCUGAUGGACGGAUCAGAGUGGGGAUUCGUAUUCUCAGCUCCAGUAAGAUAGAAGGAUAGAUGCACCGCACCGUGGGCACACACAUGACAUGCCCGAGAGAGACAUUCAUUGCUUUACCUACCUUUGUCCAUCCUUCAGGUGGUCCUCCGCUGCCAUUACGACUCCCGCAGCCGCCACUCACUUCUCAAGAGCGACUACCCACUGGCCGAGGGGACGAUAGUGCGUGUGGGUCUCAUGUCUGCGUGUAAGCACGAGCAUGUGGUGGGGCAGUACGACAUGGACAAGAUUAACGCCAUGCACAUGGAGGGAAUCAGACGCCUGUGCGAUGAAACACGAGAGCUCAAGAGGUGAACACAGGCCUGCCUGGCAGGCCAGGCGGCCAGGGGGCAGCCAACAUACAUACCUACCCGCAUUGUGUGUGUGCGUGCGUAUGUGGUGUGGUGUUCAGGAGCACCUUCUGGUCAUCGGCUGUGUGGUAUCCUGUCGGCGGCACUGUGGAAAUCGACCUGAAGGACGGCCAUGCAGACCUGUACUACCGUUAUCGGUAUCGCCGGCUGCCCUCCACUACCUCAUCCCUCAACCAUCCAAAGGCCAUCGUCCUCUUACACGCACUCCACAGGUCCGCACGCACACAAAUAGAAUGGCUGCCGGCUGUUCGCCAAUUACGGCCCGCCAAUGUGUGUUCCCUUCCCCCAAUCUGUGUGCCGUGCCAGGUGGAUGUUGCUGCCUGCAUCGCGUCGCCCUCGGCCACUGCCAGACCCUACGUCGACCGACGACGACCCAGUGCCGCCACACGACUGCAUCGACACUGUCCACGUGAGACACAAAGACAGACCGCCCCACACCCAUCCAGACACAAUGAACACAGAUACCAUUCUGUUCAUCUUUUGUGUAUGUUUGUUUCAGGGCGAGCAGUGCGCGUGGGAAGCCGAGCCAGUGCCUGUGAGUGGGACGGGAUGGAUGCCGGGAGCCGACAGGGCGGCAAACCACUCACACCGGUGUGUGUGUUGUGUGGUUUGGUACAUACAGGUCGAAUCUGCGUCACACAGCCAUGAGGUGGUAGUGGCCUUCAGGCGGCUGCCGUACUCACAGGUAUCGUGGCACGGCCCCGCACCCAUCCCCAAGCAGUGGGCCCUCCUGAUCAGAGAGCAGUUGAUCCGUGACGUCCGCGACAAGAAUAUCAUCCCCCCUCAGAGGGUCAUGAGGGGGCGGGUCGACCCUAUCGAAUUCGGACAGGUGAGUGAGAAGGGACGGACGGACGGACGGACGGCAGGAGGGCCUGCCUGUGCUGUGUAACCAUCCCAUCCCGCUCUCCUUUCAACCCAUGUAUGCAUCAAUCAAUCAAUCAGGUCAUGUACAAGUUUGGCCGCAUGGCGCUGAUCGCUGACGCACUGGGCAAGUCCAGCAAGCGGGAACUCAACUAUGUAAGUGCGUCUGUCUGUCUGUCUGUCUGUCACGAGGAGAGAGAACCAAUCGGGAGGGAGGGAGUAGGUCUGUCUGUGUCUCUUUCCUUUCUUUCGUCUGAUGAUCAGGCCACCAACUACGCCAGGGACGGUCUUGAGCGUUGGCUCAACUUCACUGGGGGCAACAAGUUCAUGUACGACACGCACUGGGGAGGUUUGGUGCCCUGUGGCUGUGAUGUCUUUGAGGGCAAGUGCUACAACAAAGGUACGGUAGGUAGGUACCAAGGGGACAGCACGACAUCCGUCCGCACCUCAAACAUGGUCUGUCUCUGUGACUGGUGGAUGGUGAAUGAAAGGUCCCAUGCAUUGGGAGACGGGGGGAUGCCCCGCCCUGCAGAUGGCCGAUGUCGACUCAGGUGUGCAGGCAAGCUAAGCUGCACACGUAGCGACCGACCGACACGCGUGGCCGGCUGGCCAUUGAUUGGGUUAUCGCCGGCCGCCUGUUGUGUGUGGCUAAAGGUAUGGGUUUCUAUUCGUCCCACAUCAUCGCAUUCGGCUACCUCAUUUUCCUCGCCGCCGUCACGGCAAGAUUCUCGCCCAACUUCCUGACGAGGCGCAUCCAAAUAAGGGUGGGUGGGUGUACUGACUGCAACACAUCAUGGCCUGAGUGUGUGUCCCUCCCUGCGUGUGUUGCAGGUGUCUAAUGGUGUGUACUUGAGUGCUUCCUACCACGACAUAGUGUGGACGUGGAUACGCAACGUGGCCACACCCGGACACAUCAUCGGACAACACACAUACAGGUAGGGAGGUAGGGAAACGAGGAGGAAAGGCCUACGCCAGGCAGGCACCGUGGCAGCCUGUCGCUUGUGCGGCUUCCUUGCGUGCAGCAACGCGACGCUUCAGGGUCAUUUGUCUGGUCACUUUGCUCCCCACCGACACAAGGACUGGUGGUACCUCAACUCGUGGACAUCAGGUAGUAGGCAAAGGGCCGCUGACUGACUGAAGGGACACAUCGAUCUACUCGACUCGCUUUGUGGGCGUGCAGGAAUGAUGCCCGACGGUCGGGGGCCGCGUACCGACAGCGCAUCGGAGAUCGCCUUCGCCUACCACGCCAUUGGCUUGUAUGCACUGGCUGUGGGCGACAAGGACCUGCACACGUGAGAGAGACAACGGCAAGGCUGACUGCAAGGCUGACUGACUGACAUUAGUUCCUUUCUUAACGCUGUGUGUGCAGGUGGGCGUCAUUUCUGACUGGGACGGAGAUCCUCUUCGCCAACGCAUUCAUGCACAUCAACUCAGGUGUGUAUGUAUACCCACAAAUGGUGGGCCAGCAGCAACACCCGUGUGGUGUGUGUCUGUCAGCGUCUGAGACCUACCCCGUGUCAGUCCGUCGCAUGAUGCGUCACGUGGGUGCCUUCUACGACAUGGAGGCCUCCUACUCCCCAGCCUACAGCACCUCACCCAACGCGGCCCACGGCACCCAGCUGCUGCCCCUCUCUCCCCUGUCCUUCGAAGCACUCGAACCCAAGUGGAUGCUCUGGGCCUGGGACAGGUAGGUACCUACCUGAACACACAGACAGACAGACGACACAGCGAGCAUGCCUGACAUGGCAACGCAACGCUUGUGUGGUUGGUGUGUCCGUGUCAGGUUUGAGGGUGCGUGUAAGGGUCGUGACUGCGUGGACAGUGGGUGGGUGAGCGCGCUCGCAGCUGCCCAUGUGUAUGUGCGAGCAGCCGACAUGAAAACCUCACUCAAGAAAUUCCAGGCUAUCGAUUGCUUCAGGGUAGGCACAAACGUGUGUCUCUCAUUCAUUGAUUGGUCUGUGUGUAUGUAUGUGUGUUUGUAGGAGCGGUAUCCUGCGUGUCGGACGUUGAGCAGGAGUAUCAUGUACUGGUGGGGGGCCAUGGUGGAGGCGGUCGACGGCGCACUGGGCGUAUCGGGCCCCUCGCCGCAAUAUGCCUACAACUUCACCGUCUUCUAGACCUUAUUUACUCUGCCUCUCUCUGUCUGCCUAUCUAUCUAUCGGUGUGCAUGUCAUGGACGUAUGUGUGUAUGUGUGUCUAUGUUAUGUUAUGUUUGUAUACUGCCCUCUCUUCUCAGAUCAGGUGAGGUGGACGAACGCAGGUGUGGUGUGGUGUGGUGUGCCAUGGUUUCUAUCUCCCUAUCAUCUAUCUAUUUGUCGGCAUGCCUGGUAUGGAUAUUCCAAAGUGCGUAUGUUCGUAGGUAGGUAUCGGGUGGUUCGUCUUGCAUUUGGCGAGACAUCCAGCCAGCCAGCCCCUUCUGAAAAAGGUCAGUCAGUCAGGCUCUUCCUUCAAUCGAGUGAGUGUUUUGGUCAGUCAGUCAGUGUUUUGUAGUCACGAAGGCCAGUCAGGUGGCGCGUGCAUGAGAUGGUGUGAUACAUGUGAUCUCAGGUAGGUAGCAGAUGAAUCAGGUAGCAGUCAGUGAAUUAAUUAGGUCAGCAGCGUGCCUGCAGUCAUGUCAUGCGUGCGAUUGUCGAUCGACGUCGAGUGAGUGUCAGUCAGCACGAAGGACUAUCUCUAUCUAGUACAUGUAUGUAACGUGAG
This is a messenger RNA of Vitrella brassicaformis, 5366 nucleotides long. Lineage: Eukaryota; Vitrellaceae. The record is from the annotation of a GenBank genome assembly.